Ostrea edulis (European flat oyster) is the source of this 3233-nucleotide messenger RNA. RefSeq lists its product as uncharacterized. The record is from RefSeq and is a predicted model, not a curated record. The transcript is spliced from 5 exons. Bases 989 to 2512 code for a protein of 507 amino acids. NCBI's taxonomy places the organism in Eukaryota, Metazoa, Mollusca, Bivalvia, Ostreida, Ostreidae. Gene Ontology annotation, molecular function: protein binding.
CGAAAUAAUGGUGAUUAACUUUACACAUCAUGUAGCAUGUCCACACUUAGAUUUUAAAACAGUUAAUCGUUUGUUAGCAAUACAACACGUGAUCUGAUAUGUAAAUAUGCAACAGGAUUGUCGCGAAUGCUGUUUGAUUUCUCAGUAUAUGGAAAUGCAGUGGGUGAAAGUCUAAGUAUAUGUUAAACAAAGGUUCACUCUGUAUAACGCAACCCUGUGCAUUUCUAGUUUGAGUACUGAUGAUGAUUUAUAGCCUAAAUACGAAGAGAAGAUUGUACAACUAUAUUGCGUAUAAAAUGUGUCUUCGAAUGAAUACAUUUAUGGAAGAAUAUGCGUGCAUUCUUUUCCAUUUAGAUGGAAAAUGUCAUAUUUUGACAAUUAUAACAAAGAAUUUGAAUAUGAACACAGCCCUUUAUUCAUGAACCUUGAUGUCUGAAGAACUUUGUCUGUAAUGUGAACUCUGACCAUUGUAAUAUGAACUUUGUCCUCUGUAAUAUAAACUCUCGUUCACUGAUAGCACUUUGAUAAUAUCUGUAUAAUUCGACAAAACAGUGGGUUUUUUAAAAAGUGUUUGACAGCAAUACAAAUUGGGUGUGGUAUACAGAUUUUAACUUUGAUAUGUUUCUCAUGAUCUUGGAGCCCGGCAAUAAAACUGUGUUUAUAACCAAAGAAUAUGUGUGUACAUUGAAGAGCUACCGUUGCCAAGAUACAAACACAGAUUCUCUGAUAAUAGCUGAUAGUAAACACUCACGCAACCUAUUUGUAGCAUGAAGAAAGGUGAAGAUAACGAACAGUGGUCAAUCUCAUAACUCCUAUAAGCAAUACAAAAUAGAGAGUUUGGCAAACAUGGAACCCUGGAUAUACCAGAGGUGGGAUCAGGUGCCUAGGAGAAGUAAACAGCCCCUGUCGACCGGUCACACCACCCUAUAUCUUAAUCAGAUGGGCAUGUUGUUUUGAGGAUCGUCCAUUUUGAGAAUUCAAUGUAGUCAUGGAUAUCGAUACUUGCACAUAUGACGAAAAAGAGGAGCUUCCGCUUCCAGAGUUUUACCGGAAGUACAAGGACAAGUUUCCGAUGACAGCCAUCGUUGUUGGCGGUCACUACGGACCUACCAAGUGGGACGAUCUCCCUAGUGACCUGGUAAUGAGGAUCGAUAGAGAAUUCAAACAACAGAGGGUUUUAGCAAAGGACCCCAGGGCUUACAGAGAUCAGUACAUUAGUAUACCCGUGAACGGACCAUACAUGUUCAACAUUGUCAAAUCCAUCAACGAAAAAAGUAAAGAUCAAAGCAUGGUGGAAAUUUUAGAGCAGCACCCUCUUCCAAUUCUCGUUCAGUUCUCUGCCAGAUACGAUGUUCCACGAGAAGGGCGAGGAGGACCGGAUGGAGGGGCGAUCAGUCUCCUUAUAGAGUACCGUUACGAGGAAAUUUACCUUCAAGGAAACUUCUAUUCCCAAGGUGUCAUCGCCAGAGAAAGUGCAUCCGUAACGCUGUGUCCUCUCAUUUCCAUGGCGCCGAUCCAUGGAGUAAAGGACAAGACAAAGAAGGAAUAUCAACAGUACUUACAGCGCAUGACAGACUUUGUCAAUAGGGAGAGUCAAUUCUCUGAGAAGACGUGUAACUUAGGUGUAAAGAAGUUGGAUGCCUCCGAUCCCGACAUCUCUCACAUUGUAAAAUCAGAAACCGUCGUAGACAGUGGACCCGCCCCCGCACUUCCCAAGAGAAAAGCAUCACUUGAUCUGAAAGCCCAGCCCGUCAAAUCAAGUCAUAACAAGUCUACGGCAUUGGAAGUUGGACACGCCCCACGUCUUCCUGAUCGACAAAGCGCACCGCAACAUUCAAAAUCUGGAAUUGUGAAGACAAGCAAAAUACCUCCCAAACCAAUGCCUAAACCCAUCGUUUCAACGAAAGAAGCAAGUGAUGAUUCUGAUGGUGAAAUAUAUGGCGGAGACUAUGAAGUGAUUGAUGAUGAUAAACCAUUAGAGCCUCCAAAUAAACUUAAUAAAAGCACGACUGGUUACGCAAACGAUAUUCUAUGCCAAGUACGACCGUUUUCAGAUCGUAAAACACAAGACAUAAGCGAGGAGAGUGAUGAGUAUGAAGAAAUGGAGGAAAAGAUCGCCGAUCCAAAGUUUGAAGGACACAGUAAAAUAGAUAAAGAAACACAGAAUAGGGAAGCGAAAAUUCUCCAGACACAAGCUGACGAUUUAUACUCCACAGCGGCAACCAUUGACAUCAUAAAAACGCCUGAAGAGACAGGGAAUGAAGUCUGCACUGCUCAAGCGGAGGGCAUUGUUAAAUCAUGCUAUGUCUCUGGAAAGAGUAUUAAAGAGCUAGGGGAGAUUUUGGAGAAACUCAGGCUUGGGAAAUACUUGGAGAAAUUUGCUGAGGACUUGAUAGACGGUGAAAUUGUCCAGGAUCUUACUGCAGAUGACCUAAAAAGUGAUUAUCAAUUUACAAAAACGGAAGCCAUCAGACUUAGGAAAUACAUCGAGCAAGGUCACAUUCCGCAAUAAACAUAUCUUUUUUCUCUGUGUUUUGAAGAGAAAAAACAUGAUAGAAAUACUUUAAGUUUUCUUUGACAUAGAAUUACAUGCAUUCAAUUAAUCUUUAUUUUCUUCCUUUACUGAUUGAUUUAUACUUUAUGUUCAGUAGUCAUUCACGCUUGUAUUACAUCUUUCAGACUUUGUGAACAUCUUGAUGACGUUUUCUUUUAGAUGAUUAUUGCAGGCAUAUAUUUAGAUUUGAUAUUUAAAAGUGUUUGUAUGCUUAAUCAAUGACUAUGAUGUUUAUCUACAUAGAGGCGAUAUGAGCAAAUGUUGCUGUGUAACCAUUUCCGGUGAUAUAUGUAUUAAAGCGAUUUUAUGAAACCAUUUUCUCAAUGAAAAAAUACACCCUAUUUCUGUAUACCAGUAUUGUCCAUUUUUGCGUUUGUUGAAUUUCAACAUUCAUAAAUAGAUGCAAUUGAUCCACAUUGUCUUAUUUUGUAACAUUGAAAUGAUUAUUGUAUUUGAUAAAGAUUCUAUGCAUCUAAAUUUGCAUUAAGACGUCCGAUAGAUUGCCAAUGGUAAUUCUCUGUGGCAACGUUACGACAUUUGAUCAGGAGUACACUAUGAUAAAAGAUUGCCAAACUGAUCUACAUUUCAAACACAAAUUAGUCUUGUUUGUAACGUUCAAGUCAAAAGUUGUAAUUUUCAAUGCACUUUUUUCGUUUUUGAAAUAAACUACAAAUAUCAA